AUGCCAAUAACAAAAGAAGAACAAGGAAUACAGGCAGCGAAUCGUGCAUAUUUGAAUGCGCGUGAAAUUGGGAAUCACCAAGAGGAAGCAAGAUGGGCAAAUUUGAUAGGAGAUAUGUAUAAGAACAUAGGAGAGUAUGUCAAAGCAUUGAAAUGGUUGCGUAUUGAUUAUGAAAUAUCAAUUAAGUACUUGCCUGAGAAGCAGUUGCUGCCUACUUGUCAGUCUAUUGGAGAGGUUUAUCUCAGGCUUCAUGAUUUCAAGCAUGCUUUGGUUUAUCAGAAAAAGCAUUUGGAUCUUGCCAAGGAUGCCAAUGAUCUUGUUGAACAGCAAAGAGCCAGCACCCAGCUUGGUCGAACGUAUCAUGAAAUGUUUUUAAAAUCUGAUGAUGACCAUUCCUCAAUUCGAAAUGCUAAGAAGUACUUCAAGUCAGCCAUGAAGCUAGCUCAGACUCUCAAGGAAAAUCCACAUACUAAUAAAUCUUCCUUCCUCAAAGAAUACAUAGAUGCACAUAAUAAUAUAGGAAUGAUUGAAAUGGAUCUUGAUAACUUAGAAGAAGCCAAGAAAAUCCUUACUAGAGGUCUAGAAAUAUGUGAUGAAGAAGAAGUCAAUGCAGAUGAUGAUUGUCGGACCAGGCUCCAUCACAAUCUUGGAAAUGUUUACAUGGAGCUGAGGGUGUGGGAUAAGGCUCAGGAACACAUUAAAAAAGAUAUCAGAAUUUGUAAUAGAAUAGGGCAUUGCCAAGGGGAGGCAAAAGGAUAUAUCAAUCUUGGUGAACUGCAUUACAGGGCUCAAAAGUAUGAGGAAGCAAAUCUUUGCUAUCAGAAGGCACUUGAUCUGGCAAAAUCCAUGGAAGAUGAAGAUGCUUUGGUCAAGGAAAUUGGUCAUAAUAUUGGAACUGUAAAAGAAGCUAUGGAGGUGAUGGAUGAAUUGAAGAAAGAAGAACAGAAUCUUAAAAAGUUAACUAGAAGUAUGGUCACUGCAAGGGGAACACAUCAUGAACGGAAGUGUUUGCUGCAACAGAAUGCGUCCCUUGAUAGCCUCAUUGAGAAGUCGAGCAUCAUACUUGCAUGGUCAAAGCAUCAUGAAUUUGCAAAACGGAAGAAGAGAAUAGCAAGUGAACUCUGUGAUAAAGAGAAGCUGGGCGAUUCAUUUCUACUUCUUGGAGAAUCAUACCAGAAGCUUAGAAAAUUCAAGAAAGCCAGUAAAUGGUUCAUGAAGAGUUGGGAGACAUACAAGUCAAUCGGCAACUUGGAGGGUCAAGCAUUAGCAAAAAUUAAUAUUGGUGAUGUUCUGGACUAUGAUGGUGAUUGGAUGGGAGCACUAAAUGCAUUUGAAGAAGGAUAUAGGAUUGCUGUUAAAGCUAAUCUUCCCUCUGUUCAGCUUUCAGCAUUAGAGAACAUGCACUAUAGCCACAUGAUAAGAUUUGACAACAAAGAAGAGGCCAGGAGGUUGCAGCAGGAAAUUGAGAAGACAAAGUCCAAAAAUAGGGAGUUUGAAAAACAUAAUUUGGCAACGGAUUGCUGCUCUGAGACUGAUACCGAAGGGGAUAAUCACUUGUCAGAUUGUAGAUCUAAUGCAUCCUGCUCCCAAGAAAUUAGCAAAUCUAAUUCUGCAAGAUUGAAAUCAUUAGCUGGUGCUGAAGAGUUGAUUGAUGAUUUACCUCUGAUUUCACUCCUUCAGUCCCGUAAAGCUUCUCCCAGAAGAAAGCCAACUCAAGCAGAAAGGCAUAAUACUUCUACUAGGCCAACUGAAGCUUCUCCAAAAUGUUUAUCCAAAACAGCUAGUGAUCAGCAGACAGUUCUUGGUCGUAAACGUAUUAGAAUAGUCCUUUCAGAUGAUGAAGAUGAAAUGCAUGAUGAAGUAGACUGCUCCAGAGAAAGGCUCAAUAGCUGCCCAGUAGAGGAUGUUGCUACUUCUAAUGCAUUUACGGGGGCAAGCAAUCUGGCUAUUUCUGAAAGUGGAUUUCAGACAGCUGCUUCCAAAUGUGCUACCAGUUCCUGGAAUCCCAAUAACAAUGAAGAAAGCACUUCUUCAUACAAAUCUCAGAGCCCUAAAGCUGUGACUCCCAAAGGCAAAGUUUUUAGAUCUUCAAGCAAUAACAAAGUUGUUUUUGAAUGUGAUCUUGCUGCUAGUGGUUCCAAAUGUGAUGUUGUCUCUGAGAACUCAAGGCAUAAAAACAAUGCUGCCCAUCUGAGGUUGCAUAAUUCCGAGAAUGAUGAUAAUCAGUGCAUCAUAUUCAGAAUUGACAAUGACCUGAUACACGUCGAUGCAGCUUCAUACUUGGCUUUUGAUAAAUUGAGCAUUGAGUCUAUGACUGUUGAGCUGGCCUGUUUGUACUAUUUGCAGCUUCCUACAGAUAAGAGAUCAAAAGGUCUCUUGCCCAUCAUUCAGCAGAUGGAAUGUCAUGGAAGAGUUCUAGAUUCCAUAGAAGCAUUUGAAAUUCUCAAGGGUGAUCAAGGAAACAUCCUAAUAGAAGUUUCCAUUGAUGGUUGGGUUCAAAAGCGCUUGAUGAAGCUGUACAUUGACUUCUGCGAGGAGUUAUCUGAGGCACCUAACAUGAAGUUGCUUAAAAAGCUAUACAUUUCAGAGGUGGAGGAUGAAGUUAUUGGAUCUGAAUGUGAAUUACAAGAUAUAUCAGUAACUCCACUGUUGAAUUCCCUGCAUACGCACAAAACAGUUGCCUUGAUAGACCUUUCCCAUAAUUUUUUGGGAUUAAAGAGGGCAUGCUUACUGUUUCUUUGCAUGCUUCUCAAAACAGAAGCUGUUAUUAUCUCUAAAAGGAAAGAGUGGUCCUGGAUUUUCUCCUCAGCUAAUAUUAGUUAUCCAUUGGUUAUUCUCUCAGGGAAUGGAACAAUGGAGAAAAUUCAACAAUGUCUCAUAUCAGGGCAAAAAUAUGGUGAUUUGACUUUGGAUUUGCAUUGCAAUCGAUUUGGUCCAACUGCUUUGUUUCAGAUCUGUGAAUGUCCUGUGCUCUUUGCUCGACUGGAAGUCCUUAAUAUCUCUGGAAACCGUCUUACUGAUGCAUGUGGAUCUUACCUUGCAACCAUAUUGGAAAAUUGCAGAGCCCUAUACAGCUUGAACAUAGAGCGUUGUUCUAUAACAACAAGAACAAUUCAAAAGGUGGCUGAUGCACUAAAUACUGGCUUGGUCUUGGCACAGCUUUCUAUAGGAUACAAUAACCCUAUAUCUGGAAAUGCUAUCAUUAAUCUACUAGCCAAACUUGCCACCUUGAAAAGUUUUGCAGCACUGAACCUGAGUGGGUUAAAGCUAACCAAGCCUGUUGUUGAUAGUCUCUGCCAACUUGCUAAAACAUCAUGCUUGUCACGGUUAAUGCUAGGAAGCACCGGCAUAGGAACUGAUGCGGCACUACAAUUAACUGCAUCAUUGUUCGACGGGUCUCAAGAGUGUGUUAAACUCGACCUGUCAUACUGUGGACUAAUGCCUGCAUAUUCACAUAUACUCAGUACUGGUACUCUGAUUUGUGGCAUUCUUGAGCUGAACCUUGCUGGAAAUCCCAUCAUGCAAGAGCUUGGUUUGCCUCUUGAGAAACAUGUUUCUGGAGUGGAAAGGUACAAAUGCAGUAGUGUCAUUUCUUACAAAUCCACAAUGCUGUCUGAAAGUUUUGGUGCUAAACAAAUGUCAACUGGGGCUUACUGGAGUUCUUCAAAUGAUUCAGGCACUCGCAGUCCAGAAAAUGACUCUCUAGAAGAGCUCCAUCUUGCUGAUAAUGCCAACCUGGAGAAAACAUACAUGCUGCAGUAUGAGUUGACAAAAGGGAGCUCAGACAUUUUACAGCCCGACUUAAAUAUAUCUGAAUCUUCAAAACUGUGUGUGCCCAAGGAAACUGACACUGACAAGCAGGGUAUGUGUGUUAUGAACACUGAAUGUAAUCAGUUGGAAGUGGCCGAUAGUGAAGAUGGUCCAAUCAGGGCAGAAGCUGCUCCGUCUGAUUUUGAUGACAGCUGCACAAGCUCAUCCCAAAAGAAUUCAUUGUUAGAGUGCCAAUUCAUUCAAGAGCUUACAACUGCCAUCAGCAUGGCAAAGCAGCUGCAAUUCAUAGACCUGAGCAAUAAUGGCUUCACAGAACAAGUUGCAGAAGCUUUAUGUGCUGCAUGGUCAUCUAGAUUAGGAAAUGAUUUGGCUUGGAGACACAUUAAGGAUCCGACGAUCCAUUUCUCAAUGGAAACAAACAAAUGUUGUAGGGUCAAACCCUGCUGCAGAAGAGACUGA
This is a messenger RNA of Dovyalis caffra, 4230 nucleotides long. NCBI's taxonomy places the organism in Eukaryota, Viridiplantae, Streptophyta, Magnoliopsida, Malpighiales, Salicaceae. The record is from the annotation of a GenBank genome assembly.